CUUGACGCCGACGUCGACCUGGCCGGCGUGGCGGCGGCGGCGGCGGCCAGCGGUGAAGCGCCGCCGCCGCAGGCUGGCGGGAGCGGGAACGGCGGCAGCAGCCGAGUGACGUGGGACAUGGCGGCUGGCGAGGGCGGCGGCAGCGGUAGCGGCCUUAGUGCUCAGGAGCGCGCCGCCAGCUAUGCCGAGGGGUUGAGUCUAGCUGGCGCCACACCCGCUGUCACCCGAUCUCUGUCCGGUCGUCGUACUCGCUCGCACGCGGAUCUGGACGAGCUGGAUUCUGACUCGUCCGACGUGGCGACGGCGCCGCUUGGAUCCUCACCUGGCGGCGGCGCCGGCGGCAGCGCCGGCGCCGGGUUCCUGCAGCGCCCCUCGGCUGAGGCGGCGGGGCCUUAUGGACGUCAACGAAGCGGCGGCACAGCAGCGGAUUCCGUACAUCGCCGUCACGCGUCGGCGGAGGCGUUUGGGCCGUACUCGUACGGCGGCGAAGCGGCCGUCAGCGGCAGCGGCGGCCGUCGCCGUGACGACGACGGCCAUGAUACGAUGGAAUCUGCAUCAGAAAUACAGCCUUUGGCUUCCACCACAACACGGAAGGCAGCUGCAUCCUCCGCCUUCGCAAGGAGCGACGGCGCCGCCGCCGCCGCAUUAGCAGCUCCGCAUCACCGGCGGCGGCGGAAUCUGUCCUGGCCGCCGCUACUGGUACGGCUAUACGGCAAGCUAGUGGCGCCGCUGCUUGCAGCGGCGUCCCGGCGCCGCCACGAGGACGAUUCGUACGUUUGUUACGCCGCCUUUCUGGCCUUGUUCCUGGUAGACAUGACGGCGCUGUCGGCGGUGUUGCCGCUGUCGAUGUUCAUGUACGCACUGCUACUGCAUCACAAGCCACGGCAGUACUGGCAGGGCGCUCUGUUGUACGUGGAGACCUUACUCAUCCUGCAGUACUCCUACCUGGUCCUCGGAAAGUGCCUGUGCGUCACUGGAAGCGGCGGCGGCGGGGGCGGGGCGGCAGGCGCUGGUGACACGGGCAGCAGCUGCAUCUGGGUGUUCGGACGCCGCGACUUCCUGUUCCGCAUCAAGGUCCUGGGUCUCCACUCCGACCCCUUCCGGGCGCUACCGCUCUUCCUAUGCUACCUAGCAACACUCAUGCACAGCUACAGCCUAGACAGCGUGUAUGCGGCCGUAGCAGCAGCAGCAGCAGCAGCAGCAGCUGGUACAACACCAAGUACAACCUCUGCCUCUGCUGCCCCAGCUGCAGUGAGUGGCAGUGGCGGGCGCGGCCUGGGGCAGCAUACCUCGGCACACUCCCAGCCGCUACGAUCUCCUCCACAGCAGCAUCAACUCCAGCAGCGCCAGCAGCCGCCCUGGCUGUCGUUUCAGCGCCUGCAGGAGUGGUUGCAGCAGGGUUUGGCGGCGGGCUGGGCACUGGUCUCACAUCUUCUGGGCGUGUACAAGCUGGUGAGUACGGACCACGAAACCGAACCCCAUUGGGUCAAACUGCAGCUGCAGUUGCCGCCGCAGCUGCAGCAGCAGCAGCCACAGCGCGGGCGGUCACAGCCGCCGACUCCUACACCAGCAGCCCUGGGUUCCGCCGUCGGCGCUGGCGGUGACGGUACCUCGCCCAGAGGCGCGGCUGGCUUGCCGCCGCGACCGCCGCCGGCGGCGGCGCUGCCCCCUUCGCCGGCGCCGCUAACGUCAUUUACGCCGCCGCCGUCGUCAGUCGUCUCGCCGGCGGCGCUGCUUCCGCCGCCAGGCGAGGCUGAGGACACUGAAAGAGCAUCGGCGGCGGCGUCGGCGGCAGCGGCAGCGGAAGAGGCAAUCCGGCAGCCAUCCCUGCCGCCGCCGCCGCUGCCGCCAUCAGUUCUUCGAGGUCCUCGCUUAGUUGGGGCAUUACAGCGCAUGUUGGAAACCGUACACGAGUACGGGCAGGAAGUACGACAUGCGCGCAUGGAGGAGGAGCGCUGGCGGGGGCAGCUGAGGAGCUUCCUGCAGGAGGAGGACGAAAGCGCCGAAGCCGUUGAACGGAGGGGUGACGGUGGCGGUGUUGCCCAAAGCGGCCGUGGCGGCGGCAGCGGCGCUGGAUCAGGUCCCGACACCGCCGACGCCGACGUCGCUGUUCGGCUGGCCAGCUACGUGCUUCCCCAGCUGCGACUGCAACACGAUGCCGUCGCAUCGGGAGGUGCCGUACUGCACAUGCUGCUGGAGGUUGUCGUGCCGGCGACGCCGCUGACGUCGGCGGCGGCAAUGCCGACGGCAGGCGGCGAGGGCGGCCCCAGCAGCGGCGGCGGCGGGCCGUCGGGUGUUAGCCCGACACCGGCACGUGACGUGGCUGCGGCGCUUCGACUGGCGGCGGAAGUGCUUUCCAGGCAGCGGCUUGCGAGCCUAUCCGUGCCGGCGUUCCGCCGUACUCCCCCCGCUGCGACGGGGGCGGAGGUGGAGGCACCGGCCUCCGCUGCCAUCCCGCUCCAACAGUCAUAUGCCAGCCUGGCGUCCAUGUCGGCAGCAGCAGACGACAAUGACAGCGACGUUACUGCGCCCUCGCCGCCGGCAAGCCGCCACGGUAGCGGCGGCGGCGGCGGCGACGGCGGCGACGGUGAGGGUGCCGGCCUGCGCCGCCGCCAGCGCCCACACCACCAUCGCCGCCACGGCAGCGGCUCCGACGCUUCCAUUACCGCUUUGCCGCCACCUCCGUCACCCCCGCCACCCCCGCCGCCGCCUCCGCCCGAGCUCCACAUCACGGAGCCCGCCGGCGGCCUGCCGCCGCUGCAUUCCGUGGAGUGCUACAGCCAGCCGCCUCGCGACCUGUACGCUGCUACAGCCUUCCUGGACCUGGUUUCCUUCAUGUAUGCCAUGGUGUUCUAUCAGCUGGUGGUGUCGUCGGCACGCAGCCUGGCGGACAUCACGGACGCGGAUCGCAGGGUGCCUCUGGACUACCUGGCCGCGCUCAUGCUGCUGUUCGCCCUCAUGGUUUCAGAGCGAGCCGUCUACAUGCUGGGGCUGCCCGCCGCCAAGAUGGCACUGCACCUCACCUCGCAGGCCGUCGUACUGGGCUGGUGUCUGAGAGCCUACUGGGCAUCCCUGGCGGCGGAGGGAUUCGCAGUCAGCGGUGGCGGCAGCAGCGGUGCAAGCACGGGAGCGGCGGUGGCGGCCUCCGGUGUACGACAGCACUUGCGGGUGUUCCUGCUGCUGCGGUGUUUGGGGUUCUGCCUGGGCGGCUUGCAGCUGCGGGACGGCUACCCGCCGCUGAGUGCCCCGGGACCCUCGGGCGGGGGGCGGCACUCCUCGUUCUUCUACCGGCGACCCGACUGGGCGCACAACCUGGCCUUCAAUGUGUUUUACAGCCUUCCCUUCCUGUACGAGAUCCGCUCGCUGCUGGACUGGACGUGUGUAAGCACCUCACUGGACUGGUACUGCUGGCUGAAGCUGGAGGACAUCCACUCCUCGCUGUUCGUGGCGUCGUGCAGGAACCAGUCCCGGCGCAAUCGGCGAGUAGGUGAACGAGUUCCCCGAUACAGCAAGUUCCUGCAGGGCGUGCUAGCGCUGGCGGGGUUGCUGCUGGUGCUGUGGUUGCCGCCGCUGUUCUUCAGCUCCGGAGCGCCCACCUACCAGGUGCCGGCGCUGCAGGACGUGCACCUCAACAUCUCCAUCGCGCAGCUCUCCGGGGGGCCCGAUGCCACCAGUGUGCAGCGCUUCCCGCUCUUCGCAUCGGGCGACCGACGGUUCGUCUUCCAAUGGACGGCACCACAGUCGCCGCCGCCCUCGCCGCCGCCGCCCCCCGCAUCCCCGAUGCGCAGAGGCACCGUGCAGCCACUGCCCGAGGAGGAGGCGGAGGAGCGUUACUGGCGCAGCGUCUUAGCAGCCGAAGCGGCGGCGGCAGGAGCGGGUGACGACGUGGGUGCGGCGGCCGCGUCCUUGUCCCGGAAGAGGGGAAAGGCAAGGGGGAGACCUGCGCCCGCGCCGCACGCAGUGGCAUCACCGCCGCCCCCACUGAAGCCGCCACAGCCCCCUCCGUCCGAAGGCGGUGGCGGCGGAGACAGUGGAGGUGGCGGAGGUGGACUGCCCCGAGCGUUAGCUGGCUACCGGCCGGACCAGGCCAUGGGCGUGUGCAUGGCCGCGGAAUCCGACCGGUUGUGGCACAUCUCGCCGCCAGCCCGCCGCGCGCUUCAGGACCUGCUCGUGCCGCCGCGGCGAAGAGCGCAGGAGCAGCAACAGCGGCGACAACCGGAGCAGCGCCAAGGGCGGCAGUGGCAACUGGGAAAGCCAGGGGUCUUGGGAUAUGCCGAAGGCGACAACUGGUUGCACGACGAGAGCCCUCCCGUGGUCCCGCAGGUCCGCUGGUCGCUGUUCCGGAGUGCCCCCCUGGCGUCGCAGCGGGGCGGACCCGCAUGCAGUGCCACCGCGGUGGUGCCGCUGUCGGGGCCGUCACGCAGGGGGCUGGCGGAGCUCCUGUCGGGCCGCGCCAACCGCACCCUUCUCACCUCGCUCAACCAGACCGACCCAGCGUCCCACGGGUCACCCGCCCUCUUCCCGCUCUUCAUGCGCCUCAAAGGCGAUGCCUGCAGCGUAAAGCUCGGGUUAUCCGGUGACGGUGGCGGUACGACACCCCCGGUUACGACGGCGUCGCCAUUGGUGCAGUACAAUGCUGCACGGCAAGGUCGACAGCACGCCGUCGUUGACUCCCCCUCUUCUCCGCUGUACGGCAGCACCUAUCGCCGUCGCGCGCUUUGGUCUUGGCCUUGGAAGCCGGGCGGUGGUGGCAGCACUACCGCCGCCGCUGCUGCUGCUGCUGUCCCGACAUCUCCUGCUGACGUGGCAGACCGCUGGGGUUCGGCCAUGGUGGGAUGUUACGCGUCGCUUCAGACGUCAGGAGGAGGAGGUAGCGGCGGCAGUGGGGGCGCUGCGGAGUGGUGGUCGUUUGAGUGUGGGGCGCUGCUACCUCCCGCUGCCUCCGACGGCGGUGGCGGCGGUGGUGGUGACGGAGGCGGCGAUGGUGGUGGAGGAGCCUCCGCUUGCGAUGAUUACGAUGGGCGGCUAUGGACGCGUGGUGGAAGCAGCGAUGGCGGCGGGGUGACGAGUACCGCAGGAAUGGCGGCAGUCCCGUUGCCGGCGGCGGUGGGAGGCAGGGAUGACGACGAGGGCGGUGAUGAUGAUGAUGAUGGGGAUGAUGACGAGCCGCUGCAGGACGCGUGUGGCGGGGCGUCGGGCGGUUCUCCGCGGCUGUCCGGUCCGCCGCUGGUGGCGGUUCUGGAGCCGGUGCAGAGCGGGCUGCUGGGUGCCACCCUGUCCCGCUUCGGCAUCACGGGGCUGUACGUCACCUUUGUGUUUGCCAUCGGCCGCUUCCUGCGCCUCUCCGUGUCCUCGCUGCGCCUGCGCAUUCCCACAGAGGACCUGCCCUCCACUCGGCGCCUGGUGGCGCUGUGCCAGGACAUAUACGUGGCGCGGGCGGAAGGCGAGCUGGUGCUGGAGGAGCAGUUGUUCCAGGCGCUCAUCAACGUGUACCGCUCCCCCGAGCUGCUGUUUGAGCUGUCUCGCAAACACAAGCA
This is a messenger RNA of Astrephomene gubernaculifera, 5537 nucleotides long. The record is from the annotation of a GenBank genome assembly. Lineage: Eukaryota; Viridiplantae; Chlorophyta; Chlorophyceae; Chlamydomonadales; Astrephomenaceae.